Messenger RNA from Scatophagus argus, 3574 nucleotides. RefSeq names its product dual specificity phosphatase 14 (gene dusp14). The record is from RefSeq and is a predicted model, not a curated record. The transcript is spliced from 2 exons. Gene Ontology annotation, cellular component: cytoplasm. The coding region runs from base 431 to 1063 and encodes 210 amino acids. Gene Ontology annotation, molecular function: MAP kinase tyrosine/serine/threonine phosphatase activity. Gene Ontology annotation, biological process: protein dephosphorylation. NCBI's taxonomy places the organism in Eukaryota, Metazoa, Chordata, Actinopteri, Scatophagidae.
CCUCCUCCUCCUCCUCUGUGCGGCACUGAUCACUCCUCAUAGCCUUCAGAGGCUGCGCUGCCCUGUAACACGCCGCUCCUGCCAGCGGAGAACCAGGCGGAUACACCGAUGGCUCGUAUUUCUGUUGACUUUCACAUUAUGUUGUUGUGUGUCGCAGUUUGUCUCCCACCACCUGGCUUCUCGCCAUCAGCCUGGCCGGCUGUAUGAUCGGACUGACUGAAGGUUAAUGUCCGGAGUGUGACAGCAGCCAAGCGGAUUGGUGCAGGCGGUGAAUGCGCUUUGAAAACCUCCAUCUCUGCCCGACUGAGAGUCGCCUGGAGCUGUCUGGCUGCACUCCCAUGACUCUGAGCUCCUGAAGAGUUAGAAGAUUUCGAAAAAGAAAAAGAAAGAAAACGUUCGCCAUCACUCUCACAGCCCACUUGAUUCCUCUAUGGGUUCCCGCAGUCAAGGCUUCUUCCACCAUCAUCACCACCACCACCGCAGCUCCAUGGUUCCCACUACGGUGCCCAGGCUGCUGCCUGAGAAUGGCAGCCUGCUGGGGGGCAUCGCGCAAAUCACCCCCAAUCUCUUCCUCAGCAGAGGUAACGUGGCAUCCAACCGCAGCCUGCUGCUGUCCAAAGGCAUCACCUGUGUGGUCAACGCCACCAUUGAGCUCCCCAACUUCAACUGGCCUCAUAUGGAGUAUGUAAAGGUCCCUCUGGCAGACAUGCCCCACUCCCCCAUCUCCUUGUACUUCGACAGUGUGGCUGAUAAGAUCCACAGUGUGGGACGAAAGCGAGGGGCCGUGCUGGUGCACUGUGCAGCUGGCGUGAGCCGCUCAGCCUCCCUGUGUCUGGCGUACCUCAUGAAGUAUCACCGCGUGUCUCUGGCAGAGGCCCACGCCUGGGUUAAGGCCCGCCGUCCCGUCAUCAGGCCCAACGGUGGCUUCUGGCGCCAGCUUAUUGAGUACGAGAGGAAGCUGUUCGGUAGAAACUCUGUUAAGAUGGUCCAGACGCCCUAUGGGGUCAUUCCUGAUGUUUAUGAGAGGGACCGCAGGAGCCUGGCUCCAUACUGGGGCCUGUGAGAGAAGAUCUACUAACCGUCCACAGUGAGGGAUUGAGGAGGAAAGUAAAGAUGAGCCCUCUUGGCCUCCUGGCCUGCUGGUUCAGGAUGGGCGAAGUGAGAUGUGUGAGUGUACAACUGCGUGAAGCUUAUUUAAUGAAUACUGGUGUGUUUGGACUGAGGAAGUCUAACCAAAGCUGGUUGUUGAUGGUGCUGCUGUUCUUCCAACCAGUUGCCUCCAUUUAGUCUGGAAGCAAGGCGACUUCAAGCCCAGAGCCCUUUUGGACCAAAGCAUUGAUUUGGACCACAAUGAUGUCAGACACCAAAACAAGAUGAAACUCAGUGCUGGGAGGGAUGCAGUGAGUGCUCUGUGAAGGUGUUAGUUGAGACUCUGCAGCUCUGAUGUGACUGAAGUCCUUUUCCUGACGUGAUGUGGUGAUGGUAUUGUGCCAGUUUUGCAGUAGUCUUUAGUGUGAAGGGCAGCAGCAUGCUCUUGAUUUAUGGUAGCAUUUAAGAUAAGUGUACAGAAAAAAAUACAUUAACAAAUGAUUUUAUUGGAAUGUACUGAUAGUGAGCAAAAAAAAGGUUAGGGCACAUUUUAACUGAACAUUCAGAGAUGUUAGUAUACCUACCUUUGUAAAGGUGUAAAAAUCUAGAGGAGCUAAAAGCAAAGGUUUAGGGAAAGUUCCUGUGUACCACAGGGUUGACUGUUCUGUCCUGUGACCACACUAUGUUAUUGUAGUGCUAUUGGAUGCCGUAUUAAAAAAAAAAAUUAUCUGCUGCCUCAAGGGAAGCUUUAUGAUAGAUGCUUUGAAGAGUAUUUUCUAUCCCACUGUUCUUGCCUUGUGUCCGUAUUUGGGUAAGGUUGAAAAAAGAUUGGUGUGGUACAGAAAACACGUUUUAUUUCUCUGUGUGAACUGGCCUAGUUCUGUGGUUUGGUGCAGCUUUGCUGCACGUGCUGUCCAUGCUCCAAAAGUACUGUUAAAGCACUGAAGUUGUAGGGCAAGAUGAAAAAAAUUAUACUGCAAUAAAACACCAUCGUCAAGACUUUGCCACCAACAAACUUUGUGCAUCCUUAAGGUCUAACAAACAUGUUGAAUACAUUCCCUUCCUUAUAAAACACUUGCAAAGCAGGGGUUUUCAGUAUUUUGAAUCCACCUUCUAUCUGGACCGUGCUUACUUGCUAGCAGUGUUGUCCUUCACUGCCUUUACUGACGCCUUUGCACUGUUUCUUGGCACUGUUUCUUGGCCACCUGUGGAUCAGUGGAAAAGCACGAAACCUUCGGCAGGAUUAUGUCUCAUGUGGCCCACAGGCUAAGUCUGACAAAUUCUUUAAAACAGUAAAGAACAGUGAAACAUCUCCAUUGAUGAUGUGCGUUGAUCGAUGAUGCCCAAACCUGCUCACCAGCAGCAUAUUGACCCACAUUCCUGCGUGUUGACUCAUAUCAAUGCGUUGCGUGGCGCUGUGUGUGUGAAACAGGAGCCAGUUUGCACACCUCAGAUGACGCAAAUGCUGCGCAAAGUCUCAAAGUCUCUGCAUCUCGGUGUGUGUUACGUAUACACCCAUCAGCUGCAACAUUAAAACCACCUGCUUAAUACUUUGUAGGUCCCUCUUGUGUUGCCAAAACAGCUCUGACCUGUCGGGAGAAGGGACACAGGACAUCUGGGGGUGUUUUGUGGUUAUCGAUAUCGGAAUGUUUGAUCCUUUUGGUCCUGUGCAUUGAGGGUGGAUUUGACUUAUUCUGGUGCAUCCCGCAGAUUCUCAGUCGGGUUGGGAUCUGGAAAGUGUGCAGACCAUCAUCGUGGUCCUUGAGACAUUCCUGAGCUGUUUUUGAAAGGUGAUGGGCUACAUUGUCCAUUGGAGGUGGGAGGUGUGUGUGUCAGAGAACAUCCACAUGAUUCACAGAACCCAAGGUUUCCCCACAGAACAUUGCAUUGUAAACAGGUGAUCAGUGUUAUUCAUUUCAUCUGUCAGUGUUUUAAUGUUGCGGCUGAUCGGUGUACAUCAGUGUAAUUGCUUGCGGUGUAAAGUGCUUAUUUUGUCUGACAAAAGAUGAAAAGAUAUUGACAGUGAUAUAACACAGUUAAAAACUCUAAGUUCUAACGUUGCAGAACCAGAGAAAAAUGAUUAUCAAAAUUGUUCACAGUUGUAGUAAUUCUGUUAUGUGUCGCAGUGGGCAGGGAGUGUAUGCUGGUAGUUCUGUGUUGCGGUUUCUUGACUCUCUCCCCUACACUAGCAGUGCAGUAUGAUACUGCUGCUGGGUGUGGUCAGGCGUCGGACGGACCACACGCAGUAGUGGUAUUGUUGGAUGUGGUCACAAAUGCAACAGAGUUGACAUUGUAAGCUGAUACAGACCAGUGCAGCCAAUGCUUUUUCAACAAUGCCAUAACAUAUUACGUGUGAUAUUACAAUAAAAAAAUAAAAGUUCAGGGGUGAGUAAUGAUUAGCAGGAGAAAGAUGCAUAAUCUGUAAUCUGACUUCAAACUAUUUCAUGCCCCACAAGAGUUAUAUUAAAAUAAUUUUAAAAAUCAA